Thermothelomyces thermophilus ATCC 42464 is the source of this 3738-nucleotide messenger RNA. RefSeq lists its product as uncharacterized. Bases 83 to 3562 code for a protein of 1159 amino acids. The record is from RefSeq and is a predicted model, not a curated record. Gene Ontology annotation, molecular function: ATP binding; copper ion binding; ATP hydrolysis activity. Gene Ontology annotation, biological process: monoatomic cation transport; copper ion homeostasis. NCBI's taxonomy places the organism in Eukaryota, Fungi, Ascomycota, Sordariomycetes, Sordariales, Chaetomiaceae. Gene Ontology annotation, cellular component: membrane. The transcript is spliced from 2 exons.
CGGAAUACAAUAGGCUCGAGCGGCUCAGGCGCAAUCAACACAAGAAAAACAAAACAAAAAAUUGGCGCCCGCAAAUAUCAAGAUGUCGCUCGCGGCGCCACCGGCGCACAUGGCGACCACGACACUCAAGAUUGAGGGGAUGACUUGCGGCGCAUGUACCUCGGCCGUUGAAGCAGGCUUCAAAGGUGUCGAUGGUGUCGGCAGCGUUUCGGUCAGCCUGGUGAUGGAGCGCGCGGUGGUCAUGCACGAUCCCCAGCGGAUAUCCGCCGACAGGAUACGAGAGAUCAUAGAGGACCGCGGAUUCGAUGCCGAAGUCUUGUCGACAGACCUGCCCUCGCCAGUUACCCCGCGCGCCUCGUUCGGCGGCCACCCCAGCGACAGCGGCCCGGCUACGAUGGUUACGACGGUGGGAAUCAAGGGUAUGACCUGCGGCGCGUGCACGUCGGCGGUCGAGGGCGGAUUCAAGGACGUUGCGGGCGUCAAACAUUUCAGCAUAUCGUUGCUCGCGGAACGGGCUGUGAUCGAACACGAUCCCUCGCUCUUGACUGGCGAGGCUAUCCGUGAGAUCAUCGAGGACCGGGGGUUCGAUGCCGAGGUCCUCGAAAGCAACGAAAAGGGUCCAGAGGCGAAGGCGGGUUCCGAAGGUGCAAAGACGACUCCGUCAACAGCCACCACGACUGUUGCGAUUGAAGGAAUGACUUGUGGUGCGUGCACCUCGGCCGUAGAGGAAGGGUUCAGGAAUGUCGACGGACUCGUGCGUUUCAACAUCAGCCUGCUCGCGGAGAGGGCUGUCAUCACCCACGACCCAACCAGGCUGCCGUCAGACAAGAUCGUCGAGAUCAUCGAGGACCGGGGUUUCGAUGCCAAGAUUCUCUCGACUAUUUUCGAUUCGCUGGAUCACGGAAGCGGCGCAUCGACCGCGCAGUUCAGAAUCUACGGGACCCUGGACGCGGCCGCGGCGAAAUCCCUCGAGGAGAAGUUGAGCGCACUCCCCGGCAUCAAAAGCGCGAGGCUUGCGCUGAGUACCUCCCGCCUGACCGUGACCCACCUACCCAACGUCACGGGGCUACGGGCUAUUGUCGAGACCGUCGAGAGCGCCGGUUACAACGCCCUGGUCGCAGACAAUGACGACAACAGCGCCCAGAUCGAGUCUCUGGCCAAGACCCGCGAAAUCAACGAGUGGAGGCGGGCAUUCCAGAUCUCGGCCUCGUUCGCCGUCCCGGUCUUCCUCAUCAGCAUGGUGUUCCCCAUGUGCAUCCCGGCUCUGGAUUUUGGUUCCAUCAGACUCAUUCCGGGGCUGUACCUCGGCGAUGUCAUAUGCAUGGCACUCACGAUCCCUGUCCAGUUUGGUAUCGGGAAGCGCUUCUACGUCUCCGCUUGGAAGUCUCUCAAGCAUGGCUCUCCAACGAUGGAUGUAUUGGUUGUGCUGGGCACCUCGUGCGCCUUCUUCUUCAGCGUCAUGGCCAUGAUCGUUUCCAUCCUGUUUCCGCCCCAUACGAGGCCCAGCACCAUUUUCGACACCAGCACCAUGCUCAUCAGUUUCAUCACCCUGGGACGCUUCCUGGAGAACCGCGCCAAGGGUCAGACCUCCAAGGCGCUCUCGCGACUGAUGUCCCUGGCCCCGUCGAUGGCUACUAUCUAUGUUGACCCUAUCGCCGCCGAAAAGGCUGCCGAAGGGUGGACUAGUGAUCCCAACGGGGAGGAUCCGAAGCAGCCGCUCGAUGGUGGCGCGGCCGAGGAGAAAGUGAUCCCCACAGAGCUCCUCCAGGUGGGAGACAUUGUCAUUCUCCGGCCAGGAGACAAGAUCCCGGCGGACGGCGUUCUGGUGCGUGGAGAGACUUACGUGGAUGAGAGCAUGGUCACCGGCGAGGCGAUGCCGGUUCAGAAGACAAAAGGAAGCUUCCUGAUCGGCGGCACCGUCAACGGUCACGGAAGGGUCGACUUUCGUGUCACCCGAGCCGGCCGCGACACGCAGCUCAGCCAGAUCGUCAAGCUUGUGCAGGACGCGCAGACCAGCCGCGCUCCUAUCCAGCGCCUGGCUGACGUGCUUGCUGGGUAUUUCGUCCCGACGAUCCUAUUCCUCGGCCUCAUGACGUUCCUCGUCUGGAUGGUCCUGAGCCAUGUGUUGCCGAACCCGCCCAAGAUCUUCCUGGAAGACGCGAGCGGUGGCAAGAUCAUGGUUUGCGUGAAGCUCUGCAUCUCGGUCAUCGUCUUUGCGUGCCCGUGCGCUCUCGGUCUCGCCACGCCCACCGCCGUCAUGGUGGGCACCGGAGUGGGCGCAGAGAACGGUAUCCUCGUCAAGGGCGGCGCCGCCUUGGAGACGACGACCAAAAUCACCCAGGUCGUCCUUGACAAGACGGGAACUCUGACGUACGGCAAGAUGACCGUGGCCAAGGCCGACAUCGCCCCUCCUUGGAGCGACACCGACUGGCGGAAGCGGCUGUGGUGGACGAUCGUCGGGCUAGCCGAGAUGGGCAGUGAGCACCCGAUCGGCAAAGCGGUUCUGGGCGCCGCCAGGGCGGAGCUCGGCCUCGGUCCGGACGGUACGAUCGAGGGCAGCGUCGGCGACUUCGCGGCGGCGGUUGGUAAGGGCAUCACCGCGUAUGUCGAACCGGCGACCGCGGCCGACCGGACGCGCUACAAGGUCCUGAUCGGCAACGCCCUCUUCCUCCGGCAAAACGACGUUGAUGUCCCCCGCACCGCGAUCGAAGCCUCGGAACAAACCAGCGAGUCUCGCUCUGCGAAGCCCAACAACACGGGCACAACCAACAUCUUCAUCGCCAUCCAGGGCGCCUACGCCGGCCAUCUCUGCCUCUCCGACACCAUCAAGGACGGCGCGGCCGCCGCCAUCGCGGUGCUGCACCGCAUGGGCGUGCGCACCGCCAUGGUCACGGGCGACCAGCGCGGCACGGCGCUGGCCGUCGCCUCGGCCGUCGGCAUCCACGCCGACGACGUCUACGCGGGCGUGUCGCCGGACCAGAAGCAGGCCAUCAUCCGGCAGCUGCAGGAGGCGGGCUCGGUGGUGGCCAUGGUGGGCGACGGCAUCAACGACUCGCCCGCGCUGGCGACGGCCGACGUGGGCAUCGCCAUGAGCUCCGGCACCGACGUGGCCAUGGAGGCCGCCGACGUGGUGCUGAUGAAGCCCAACGACCUGAUGGACAUACCCGCGGCGCUCAGCCUGGCCCGCACCAUCUUCCGCCGCAUCAAGCUGAACCUGCUGUGGGCGUGCCUGUACAACGUGGUCGGCCUGCCGUUCGCCAUGGGCGUCUUCCUGCCCUUCGGCCUCCACAUGCACCCCAUGAUGGCGGGCGCGGCCAUGGCGGCCAGCAGCGUCAGCGUGGUGACCAGCAGCCUGUUUCUGAAGCUGUGGAAGCGGCCCCGGUGGAUGGACGAGAUGGAGGCCGAGAUGAGGGACGGGGGUGUCGUCCACCCGAGGCGGAAGCGAUGGUGGGCGGUGCUGGGCGGGGCCCGCGAGCUGGUCGGUGGACUGUUUGGGGAGAGGAGGGAGAAGGCCGAGGGCUAUGUCCCACUUGCGACGCUCGAUCGCGAGUCGCCGGUGUGAGUGUUUUUUUUUUUUUUCCCUUCUCUUUUGUUUCUGUCUUCAAACCCUUGUCUCUUCCUUUUUGCUACAUACAUGGCGUUGUUCAGCAUGGUUUCGGGCAUAAGGAAGAGAGCUAUCCAGCAUGGGAGGCCUUUGGUGGAUUGUUUAACGCAUAUUUUCCUGGUGUUAUUGCUAGG